Molecule: messenger RNA, 909 nt
Organism: Ostreococcus tauri
Lineage: Eukaryota; Viridiplantae; Chlorophyta; Mamiellophyceae; Mamiellales; Bathycoccaceae
Product: Endonuclease/exonuclease/phosphatase
Exons: 1
Coding region: 1-909 (302 amino acids)
Molecular function (GO): poly(A)-specific ribonuclease activity
Source: RefSeq, a predicted model, not a curated record
AUGACGUCGUCAUCUGUGAGAGUCGUCACGUACAACGUGCUCGCUAACGUGUACGCCAAGAGCGCGUGGUUUCCCUGGACCGAGCGCGCGCUGAUGAAGGCGAAAUCGAGACUGACGAGGACGAGAGAAUACAUUCGAGAGCUCGACGCCGACGUGUUGUGUCUCCAAGAGCUCGACGGGUACGACGACGACGGAUCGGCGGUGACUUCGACGUCAUUGCCGUCGUGGCGUUCGUGGCUCGAGAGCGAAGGAUACGACUCUCGACACGUGCGAAGAACGAACACGAAGAAGGAUGGCUCGUGCGUCGCUUGGCGGCGCAACGCGUUCACUUGUGUCGAUCACAGGGCGGUUUCGUACAACGACAUCGCGCACGAGAUGUACUCGAAGAGUGACAAUGGCGAUGUCGAUGAUGAGCGUAGUGACGAGAGAGAGCGAUACCUUCGCGAUUGCGUGGCCAAUUUGACGGUUCUGAAGCGAAUGCGUGAUGGCGCCGAGGUGCUCGUGUGCUCGACACAUAUUUUUUGGGAUCCGCAGUACUCGGACGUCAAAGUACAGCAGGCAAAACGUUUGGUGGAAGAGUGCGAACGUUUCGUAGAUGAACGUGCGAGCGCCGGCUCUGACGUCCGCCCGCACGUCAUCAUCGGCGGAGAUUUUAACAGUGAGCCGGACAGCGACGUCUACCGCGUGAUGACCGCUACGUUUUCAUCCGCGUCGAGUGGUCGAGAACCUGCGUUUACGAAUGUGACACCGAGUUUCACGGCAUGCAUAGAUUAUAUUUUUGUGUCCGACGGUAUCACCGUGACACGUGUGAAAGAGCAGCCACGUCGUGAAACGUUGGGCGAAGGGCUGCCGAACGAGACCCAUCCAAGCGACCAUCUUCCCGUCGUCGUCGACGUCUCGUUCGAAUGA